UAGCUGAGCCUAGGAUGGCUGAGUCCGGCUCCUUCCCGCUGCUGGUCCAGGGGUCUUGGGGCCCCGACCCCCCGAAGAACUUGCGUGCCGAGUUGCAGAUGUACUUCCAGAGCCCAAAGAGAUCGGGCGGCGGGGAGUGUGAGGUCCGGCAGGACCCGGGGAGCCCAUCCGGCUUCCUGGUUCUCUUCCACCCGGAGGACGUCCGGCAGAGGGUUCUGGAGAGAAAGAAUCACGAGUUAAUAUGGCCAGGAAAAGGAACUUUCCAGUUAACUCUCCAGUUGCCCACAGCCCCAGAUAAAGUCCAUGAUGUUGUAGAAGAGAAAACUUUGACUGAGGAAUCCCCGUUUAAAGAAGAUGUCAAAAAACCAGAUGUGUCAGAAGAAUUCAAUACAAAAGUCUCCCUCAAAGAAGGAUCAAAAGAAAUGGAAGAUACAUCAAAAGAAUGUGAAAAUAUUCCCUCUUUGGUGGCAUUUGAAAAUCUCAAGGCAAAUGUGACUGACAUGAUGUCAGUCUUGUUGGUGCAGCUCAUAAGUGGCCUGUCCAAUGAUGACUUUGAUGUGGAAGUAAUACCAGAUUCUGAUGUCGUUGUAGUUACCUUUAAAACACAUAUAGAUAUUGUUAAAUUUGUUGAGGAAUGUGCCCAGCAUCGCUUAACUAAACAACUCCAGCUUUCUCCAAGACUUCUGGAAGUGACAAAAACAAUCUGUGUUGAAAACCUGCCUCCUGGUGCUGAUGAAUACAGUUUACAACUUUUCUUUAAAAAUCCUUUCCAUGGAGGGGGAAGCGUUGCCGGUGUUAAAUGUUUUCCCAAGGAGAGUUCAGCUCUAAUAGAAUUUUUUGACAGUAAAGCCCGCUCCAAGAGUGCGAAGAUGUCCGAGCUCCACCGGCUAGACCUGGGGGAGGAUUACCCCUCCAGCAAGAAGCAUGAGGGGACUGAUGGGAAGGAUCGAGAUUGUGACCAGGAUCAUGGCGAUCAGUCUAAAGAUCGGGACCAAGAACGUGAUAGGGAAGAUAGAGAGCCAGAGAAGGAAAAAGAAAAUGAGAAGGAAUUGCAAGCUUCUACUAAUGCUAUGCUUAUCCAUGCUGGAAUACCACCUUUAAAAGCUUCCCAUUCAGCUCACUCAACCCAUGCGGCACAUUCAACACAUUUUGCUCAUUCAACACACACAGAGAAUGCAGACCACACAUCACUUCCACAGGGCAUUAAUCCAUUUACCAACUUACCCCAUACUCCUCAAUACUACGAUAUUCUGAAGAAACGGCUUCAGCUCCCUGUUUGGGAAUAUAAGGAUAGAUUUACAGAUAUUCUUGUUAGACAUCAAUCCUUCAUAGUUGUUGGUGAGACUGGGUCUGGUAAAACAACACAGAUCCCACAGUGGUGUGUGGAGUGUAUGCAAUCAUUACCAGGACCCAAAAGAGGAGUUGCCUGUACCCAACCCAGGAGAGUGUCUGCAAUGAGUGUGGCUCAGAGAGUUGCUGAUGAAAUGGAUGUGGUGUUGGGCCAGGAAGUUGGUUACUCCAUUCGAUUUGAGGACUGCAGUAGUGCAAAAACCAUCCUUAAGUAUAUGACCGAUGGCAUGUUACUUCGUGAAGCUAUGAAUGAUCCCCUCCUGGAGCGUUAUGGUAUAAUAAUUCUUGAUGAAGCUCAUGAAAGGACACUGGCUACAGAUAUUCUUAUGGGUGUUCUGAAGAAAGUUGUAAGACAGAGAUCAGAUUUAAAGGUUAUAGUUAUGAGUGCCACUCUAGAUGCAGGAAAAUUCCAGAUUUACUUUAAUAACUGUCCUCUCUUAACUAUUCCUGGGCGUACACAUCCUGUUGAGAUCUUUUACAGUCCAGAACCAGAGAGAGAUUAUCUUGAAGCAGCAGUUCAAACAGUGAUCCAAAUUCAUACGUGUGAAGAGGAAGAGGGAGAUCUUCUACUUUUCUUAACUGGUCAAGAGGAAAUUGAUGACGUCUGUAAGAGAAUCAAGUGUGAAGUUGAUGACUUGGGCCCUGAAGUUGGUGACAUUAAAAUCAUUCCCUUGUACUCUACACUUCCACCUCAGCAACAGCAGCGUGUCUUUGAGCCUCCGCCUCCAAAAAAACAGAAUGGAGCAAUUGGAAGAAAGGUAGUUGUGUCAACUAACAUUGCAGAGACAUCUUUGACAAUAGAUGGUGUUGUGUUUGUGAUUGAUCCUGGAUUUGCAAAACAAAACGUUUAUAAUCCUCGCAUCAGGGUUGAGUCCCUUUUGGUGACAGCUAUUAGUAAAGCUUCAGCUCAACAAAGGGCUGGUCGAGCUGGACGUACCAGACCUGGGAAAUGCUUCAGACUGUACACAGAGAAAGCUUACAAAACAGAAAUGCAGGAUAAUACCUGCCCUGAGAUUUUACGUUCUGAUUUAGGAUCAGUUGUGUUACAGUUGAAGAAACUUGGUAUUGAUGAUUUGGUGCAUUUUGAUUUUAUCGAUCCCCCUUCUCUUGAAACUCUGGUGCGAGGCCUGGAACUUUUGAAUUAUCUUGCUGCUUUAAAUGAUGAUGGAGAUCUUACUGAAUUGGGAUCCAUGAUGGCAGAGUUUCCUCUAGAUCCACAGCUUGCUAAAACGGUUAUUGCAAGUUGUGACUACAACUGUUCUAAUGAGGUCCUAUCUAUUGCUGCUAUGUUGUCAGUCCCACAGUGUUUUGUUCGCCCCACGGAGGCCAAGAAAGCUGCAGAUGAAGCCAAGAUGAGAUUUGCCCACAUAGAUGGAGAUCAUCUGACACUGCUGAAUGUCUACCAUGCUUUUAAACAAAAUCAUGAAUCAGUUCAGUGGUGUUAUAACAACUUCAUUAACUACAGGUCCCUGAUGUCUGCAGACAAUGUACGCCAGCAGCUAUCUCGAAUUAUGGACAGAUUCAAUUUGCCACGUCGAAGUACCAACUUUACAAACAGGGACUAUUAUAUUAAUAUAAGAAAAGCUUUGGUUACUGGGUACUUUAUGCAGGUGGCGCAUUUAGAGCAAACAGGGCAUUACUUAACUGUGAAAGAUAACCAGGUGGUUCAGUUGCAUCCCUCUACUGUCCUUCACCACAAGCCUGAAUGGGUGCUUUGUAAAGAGUUUGUGCAGACAACGAAGACUUACAUCCGGACUUGUACAGAUAUCAAGCCGGAGUGGUUGGUGAAAAUUGCCCCUCAGUAUUAUGACAUGAGCAAUUUCCCACAGUGUGAAGCAAAGAGACAGCUGGACCGCAUCAUUGCCAAACAUCAAUCCAAGGAAUAUUCACAGUACUGAAUUCAGUGCUUAGAACUGAAGUUUUCAGAGAACAGCUUUAAAAGAUGAAUGAACUCAAAAGUUCAAGUGGCCUUUAUGUGAAAGCUUUUUAAUUUUUUCUUUACAGUAAACAUUCCAUUCCGAUUUCAUAAA
Messenger RNA from Otolemur garnettii (small-eared galago), 3380 nucleotides. Its product is annotated as pre-mRNA-splicing factor ATP-dependent RNA helicase DHX15-like. Lineage: Eukaryota; Metazoa; Chordata; Mammalia; Primates; Galagidae. Gene Ontology annotation, molecular function: ATP binding; RNA helicase activity; RNA binding. The transcript has 6 exons. The record is from RefSeq and is a predicted model, not a curated record. Bases 15 to 3248 code for a protein of 1077 amino acids. Gene Ontology annotation, cellular component: intracellular anatomical structure; spliceosomal complex.